GAAACCCCAUCUCUGCAUUUGACAACGCCCAUUGAUUUCAUCAACGUCAAUAGAUUAAUCCCUUCUCUUCUUCCCCACACCACACACGGGCAGGGCUUCUAGCAUGGAGACUGAGGUUACGCCUACGCCACUAGUAUAAGAACCCCAGCUCCCCCUUGGGGCCGAGGCAGAGCAGAGCAGGAGCUAGACUAGAGAGAACAUCUUUAGUGCUGUACUAUUUUGUGAGGAGGAGAGAGAAUGAUGGAGGUGGCAGUGGAGAGCCCGCAGCCAGCGGCGUGGGACCACUUCAAGGAGAAGGUGGAGAUCAUGGAGGAGGAGAACGGUGGUGCUUCCGCAGCCGCAGCCGCAGCCGCCGCCGCCGCUGCUGCAGGGGAGCUGCUGACCAGGGAGAUCAAGAAGAGGUUGCUGAACCACGCCCAUGAGAAUGGGAAUGGCCAUGGCCAUGUCAAUGGAGGAGGACCAGAGGAGCUCAAGGUUGUUCCCGAGGAGGAGGACAAGGUGGAGGAGGCUCCUGAAGAGCCCAAGGUUGCUGAAGAGGAGCAGAAGUCGCACCUGCAGCAGACUAUCUUCUUCGAUGCAGCCAAAGGACUUUGGAAGUGCGGGCACUGCGAUUGGACGUACCGCUUGGCUAGUCCGUGCGGAAAUGGUACCGUAGAUCAUCGAGGCUUAAUGAAACCAGAGCAUUUGGCAGUUGAAUCAUAUUCGGAGAACCAAGCUGCUGAAGAUCCAGUGAUCAUGCCACUGCAGUCCGAGAUGCAGAACUCCAACGAUACAACCACUAAAAUUGAAUCUCGCACAUAUGCUCAUCAUAGUCAUGGCACAGUUGUAAAACCAGUGCAUUCGAUAACCGAAUCAUCGUCGGAAGAUCAGAACACGACAACCACCACAACUACAACCGCAUCGGCAACAGCGACCACAUCCUCUACAACCACAUCAGCAGAAGCGACAACUCACUCAUCGUCUUCUACAGGAAUCUUUCACACAGAAGUAAUUGAAUGGAUGACAGAUGGCAUGCCUCCCCUCAAGCCUGCCGAUGGAGUUAUCAUGGAUGCAACUCACCACCUACAUGGACAUGAAGAUGUUCAUGGAACUACGACGACAACGUUCGAGAAUGGCUCAUUUACCACUCAUGUAAGUCACACAACAGAACUCAAGGUCGAUUGCCCGAAUGUGACCACUACCACGAGGGGCAAUUUACCAACGUCGCCGAUUCCUCAAGCAGAAGAUCAACCUUAUGUAGCAGUGUCAGUCCCUGAAGAUGUGAAUCCUGCUGCUCCUAGCCCCCAACAGAGUGAUGACUGGGAUAUACCAAAAGCCAUAGUGUAUGGUGGCUUAGUGGAGUCAGUCACCAGCCUCUCCGUUGUUUCAGCAGCAGCAUCAAGUGGAGCAAAAACAUUGGACAUAUUCAUCUUGGGCAUAGCCAACCUUAUGGGAGGGCUUCCUCUCAUUUUCCACAAUAUUGCCGAUCUAAGAGACAUUCGAGAUGUGAAUGAGGACAACGAACGCGUCGGCCACUACUGGUUGCAGCUCGGAAGGCGGUCGAAAGCCCGACUCCACAUGAUCCUGGCCCUGCUCUCAUACAUCGUGUUCGGGCUACUUCCACCAAUCCUCUACGGUCUGUCAUUCCGUGAGAGCAAUGACAGGGAGAACAAGAUGAUGGCCGUCGCCGGUGCUUCACUCGCCUGCAUCGCUCUGCUAGCACUUGGAAAGGCGCAUGUCAAGGAAGCACCCAGGACAUACUUCAAGACCCUAAUGUACUACCUGACAGUCGCUGUGAGCUCGUCGGGGCUGUCGUACGUCGCCGGCGUGCUGAUCACGCGGCUCCUGGUGCACUUUGAAAUUAUCGAGCAAGGUGGGUCGGCUGCUCCUCCUUCUCUGGGCCUGUCACUCCCUCAUUCUGUGGGUGCACAAACAUCUGCCUGGGCCUCAUUCUGAAUUCUGAACUCUGAAGUUAUUGGGAAACAGUGCUAAAAAAGAGAAGACAUGUAUGAGUGGCAUUGGUGUUUAAUCCUGACAUAUUGAUAGCAGAAGUGAACUGGCAACCAGGCAACUGAGAAAGACCAAUUGAAAUGAACACAGGCCACUUAGUUGACCACACCAAACCGAGAAAAGCAAACACCCUCGAAAGAGUUGUUAGUACCCGGUGGUUCCACAGCAGUGCUUUUGUGUGUGUAUUGUGUAAAAAAACCUAGAUUGCGAAUAAAAAUCAUUUGAUUUUCGGUGUA
Messenger RNA from Triticum dicoccoides, 2225 nucleotides. RefSeq lists its product as uncharacterized. NCBI's taxonomy places the organism in Eukaryota, Viridiplantae, Streptophyta, Magnoliopsida, Poales, Poaceae. The coding region runs from base 238 to 1935 and encodes 565 amino acids. The transcript is spliced from 7 exons. The record is from RefSeq and is a predicted model, not a curated record.